CUGGCCUCAGUAAAUGAAUACUAAAAUGAUUUUUAUCGAGUUCAGCCAUGUGCCAGGCACCGUGCCGAGCACCUCACCGUUGUCAUCUCAUUUAAUCUCCUAAGUAGCCCCUGAAGCACGUGGAUGAGGAAAUCAAAGCUCAAGGUCACAACGAACACAGGCCCUAUUCUAGGCGCCGUCCCCACAGAGACCACCCUCCCCCCUCAAGCCGGGUCGAGCAGUUCCCAAGGUGGCCGCGCAGGAAGGGAACCCAGGCUGCUUGCUGUGCAGACUGUCCCCUCAGCCACCACCGGGGCCCCGGCCGCCUCUCUCACCGGAGGAGGGGCUGGGCUGAGGGGGCCUGCGCCAGCGCGCUCGUCCUUCUGGUCCCUCUUUGUCCCACUGCAGGGACCCAGCUCCCGAGGGCCUAGUGUCCUCAGGGAGGACCUGGCCAAACUCCAAGUCAAAACGCAGGUUCUGGAUCCAGGAUUCGUUCAAACCACGGGUGACUCCCAGGAACGCAGGAGAAAGCAUCUCGGUGCUGGUUCAGGAGAGAGGCGACCGGGCUUAGGCAGCGGGGCCAGGGCAGGAGCCCCAGCAGGUGACACUCCCGAGAGCCUCGGCGCCUGCUGCGGACUCGAGACAGAAGCCUCGGGGUGCGGACACCGUCAGCGAAGCCGGGCAACCAAGCUGGGACACUCUGGUCAGCAACUGCACACAGCAAGCCCGCCCCUGCCCCACCGCCUGUGGGGCUCCACGCCAGGCAAAGGGGCCCCAGGAAGAGCCACGGGGAGGGGACAGGCACCGAGGAUGGAGCUGGAGCGAGAGCGGCUCAUGAGGCCACAAGCCGGUGCGUGCCAACAUUGGCAACACCAUUCUAGAAACCCACAGCCCCCUGCAGGGGCUCAGAACCAAGUGACCGCAGAGGCUGCAGCCCUGGACCGUUCUCUGUGAGAGCCAACAUCCUCCAGGCAGCGGGGAGCUCUGCACAGCAGAGGAACGUGGACUCGGGGAGACCCCUUCCCCAGGAGCCCACGUGAACAGGGCCAAAUACACAUCUGCUCACCCAGUUCCACCAUUGCCAGCCGUGGCACUCCAGCACACAGAUCCCGGUCCCAUGCACUCUGACCCACAGGGGCACCUUCACUUUAGAAGCUUCUCCUUUCCCGUCUGGGACGCAGGAGCAAAAAACCCUUGACAUCUUCGAGAAUACAAACAUACACAAAGUGUGUCUGGAACAUCUUGCUUUGUUCUAGACACGCCGUCUUCCUUCCAUCCCUCAAACAGGGCAAGCCCGGUCCCACCUAAGCCCGGCUGUGCUUCUGGAGUCACCCUGCUCUGAGUUAAGACGCCCCUCCUGGGGGGUCUCCCCCAGCCAUCCUAUCUAAAGCAGCCCUCCGUCCACACACAUAGCUUCCUCCUUCCACCCCGGACAUUUAUCCCCUGAAACUAUCUUGUUUACCAUGUAUUCUGUCUCUACCUCUGACCCCUGAACAGACGUACCUGGUACAACAAGUCCUGUUGGUCUUGCCCCCUGCUGUACCUCCAGGCCCGAAACCCGUGCCUGGAGGUCAAUAAAUCUUUACUGGAUGAAUGCAAGAGUGAACACUUGAAUGAAUGAAAGCUCUUUCAAAUAUAA
Kogia breviceps (pygmy sperm whale) is the source of this 1618-nucleotide messenger RNA. Lineage: Eukaryota; Metazoa; Chordata; Mammalia; Artiodactyla; Physeteridae. The record is from RefSeq and is a predicted model, not a curated record.